Molecule: messenger RNA, 334 nt
Organism: Acaulospora morrowiae
Lineage: Eukaryota; Fungi; Glomeromycota; Glomeromycetes; Diversisporales; Acaulosporaceae
Source: the annotation of a GenBank genome assembly
AACGGAUGGAAAAAUUCGAAAGGAAAUCUUUAUAUUAGCGUAACGAAUAAAAGAGCCUAUAAUCAUGCAUCGAAACUAAAGAUCAAAAAAACAUCAAGUUUUGCAUUUUUAAACAAUAAAUUGUCAAACAAUGUUGUUUCAUCAUAUAAUUACGCGACCGAUGCGUCCCUCGCAUCUCUGAAAAAUUUUUAUCCGCCGACCGAGCGUGAUGACGCCAACGAAAAACCCAUAUUUAUCACCACGCCUAUAUUCUAUGUAAAUGCGACACCUCACAUAGGACACCUAUAUUCAGCAGUGAUAGCGGAUAGUCUUAAAAGAUAUUAUGAGCUAAAAG